AUGGCCAGAGCGACAAGAGCAGGUGACCCCCGCGCCUUUGCCCGCACGGAGAGCCCGUCACCGCUGCGCCGCGCUGCGCAAGAGGCGCUGGCAACCGGCAAUGCUGAGCGCAACGCCGCCACUGAGGCCUCUCCCAACACGGAAGUAUCCGGUGCCCGCUGUGGUCUGCUUGGGACGCUCGCGCUGCCCUCUUUUCCCGGUGAUGGCGGCCAGGAGGUGAUGGACAACCGACCACGCUCUGAGCGCGCGUUACGGCUUGCACGCGUGACCAACACGGCGACUCUGUCGUCGCCACCAGCGCUCUCGUCUACGUCCACCUCCGCUGUGCCGCUCCCUGGGCCGCCACCGUUGUCAAGCGCCUCCUGCGCCUCCGUUCCAGUGCAGCAGCAGCGGCUGCAACUGCCGUCGCACUCGCCUGAAUCGAUGAGUUCCGCGUCCCUCUCGCGUCCGGUGGUGUGGCGGGAGUCACUGAGCGGGGCGAGUGUGACAGCCGCGACGUCCUCCGACAGCUACGAUCGCGGCGAUGCCCAUGACUAUCAUUGCAGCCGUCGGCAACGGUCCGACUCCCGCUAUCGCGCCGUCAGCGACGUGGAUGACGGCGAUGGCACCACCAGCAGCUCGCCCGGUCUCACCGAGACGAACGGCGCCCGACCGCCGUCGCAUGCACCGGCGCCGCUUCACCCAUCCUCUUUCCUGACGCAGACGCUGCAGCACGCGUGUCACAGCUCGCAGAGCAGCAGCGACAGCGCCAAAGAGCGCCGCCCGGGCGAGGCGCAGCAGGCCGACGCGGCGCGGCAGGCGGUCGACUCAUCGCAAGCAUCAUCGCCGGCGCCAUCUCCACUAACGUCGCGCUCUCCCUCGUUGAGUGCGCCGCCGUCCGCGCAGCUACCACCUCGGCGCACCGCCGAGGAGACUCGUAGGGAUAACCGCGGCAAGGGGGACGGGAGCGGCGCGGCGCGGCGGAUUCUGCCGCACGGCACGUGCCCUGCCGUGACGGAGGUAGCUGAGCUGCAGCUUCCUCUAGCCACACCGACGGAGAGCGCGGUGGACUGCGGCGGUAGUGGUGCCGCGGCAGUCGCUGGCGAAAGCCCUCCGCCGCUUCCACCGGCCCUGUGGGGAGCCGACGAUGGCGCAUCGUCCCCCCACGCAAGUCGUUGUGGGAGCCACCGCCCCAGCAAGAGCAGUGCCACUGGUGCACACGGCGUCGCGCGCCAGGCUGCAGCUUCUGAGGCCGACGUGGCCAGCGAAGCCCGUGCAGGCGACGGCGAGGCGCGGGCGUCUCGUGAGCGUAAAGAGCUCCCCGCGGCAGCUUCCCUCAGGGAUGGCGUUGCUGCUGCUCUGAAGGUGGACGGAGCACGUCGUGGUGCCGCGUCAUCAACUGAUGCUCCACGCCACGCUCAGCCGCCGCCGCCUCAGCUGCGAGCGCUGGAUCGGUGGCGCAGUCGGGCAUCUGUAGUCGGCGGCGCCACUGCUGAGACGGCCGCGCUCUCGUCUCCUUUGCCGGCCGCCACGCAUUCCCCACGGGGCUCCGCCGCGGAGCGAGUGACUGAGUGCGACGAUGGCCAUCCACCCCAGUCAGCCCGCGGAUGUGGCGAGACGGCGAACAGCCCGCUCAAGGGUGGCGUCAACGUUGCGCGUUGGGUGCGUAGCACUGUUGGCAGGGAAGCCGACCUCUCCAGGGCCUCGCUGUCAGCGCCGCCGGCCUGCAAAGCUGCUGAGGCGCGCGUGUGUGCGCCUCGCACGAACUUAGGCAGCGCGAGCACCGCUAGCGCCUCAGGCGCCGCGGGCACCUUUUGUGACAGCGAGCCACCCCGCGUGGUGGCGGUCCCGCUCGCCACGCUCCCCCAUCGCACGCCGCCCCGCGAGGCGCUGCCGCCUGCUGUCCUCACUGAGGUGGCGCAGAGCUGUGCGUCCGCAGCGCUUGUGUCAAGGAGGCAAGCGUAUCAAAGCGUGACCGCGGUGUCGUGGACGUCGUCGUCCCGUUCGCGCGUGCGGCUGACGUUCAUCACAUCACCGGUGCAGGUGCGCAGGGCGCGCAAGGCUGGGGAUGAGCUGGCCGUGGGAGGCGCCGCGCACGUCGACCCGCGUGAUGGGAGCAGCGGUGCCCGAUGGCGUGAAGCGGGCAGCGCUGGGGAGGCCUUUCUUGUGCGCAGCGGCGACGCACGCCGCGUUGAAACGGCUUCGGUGCCGCAGCACGCUCACCCGCUGCGGAGUUCCUCGAGUGGGCAGCGUGCACUACGUCCAGGGCUCGCGGCAGUGUUGGCGCCACGGGCUGCCCCCAUGUGCAGCUCGGCGAGCAGCGCGGAGGUGGACGGUGCCGAUGAAGAUGAGGAGACGCGAAUCGUAGCGCGCACGUGGCGGCCCGUUACGUGCCUCGAGUCCGUGCGCGACGAUGCCCGUCGGCGCAGCACCGGGGACGAUUGCCCGAGCAACUGGGGCGCAGCUGGAGCGCAUCGUUGGGGGCAGGGGCCGCAUCAUCCCCGAGCGGCGCAGAGGCCGGCAGCAAUAGCCGGUGCGCCGUCCGGCCGUCAUCAAAGACAGCCAGCCAGUCGCCCUCGCGACGACUCACAUGGCCGUGUGCUGCCGAUCGAGGCAUCGCCCCUUGCUUCAUCCGUAUCGUUGGCAGCCGAGACGACCACUGGUGUGGGUGCGAGCGCGCGCCAGGCGUGCUCUGCAGCUACGUGGCGGGCCGGUGUCGCCUCUGAUGGUGUUGGUGGGCGUGUUCUCUCAAGUACGACGUUGGCGCCUGGAUACGCUGCUGUGUACAGCCCUCGCAUGCUUGCCACACGGGUGCUGGAGGCGCGCAAGGUCCUCUUGGGAACCCCCGGCGCCGCUGCCCCCGCUGCAGCAACGAGCGGCUGUCCUCCCGGACCGUCUGGUGCACUACCUCCGCAUUGCGGUAGUCGCGCCAUGCCGGCGGUGGGGGCUACCGUUGCUGCUGCUGCUUCUACCAGUGGUGGUGUAGCGUCGUGGUCUCCUUCCUCGCUGCCGAGCCCACCACACGCUCACAUUGACUUGAAGGAGCGGAGCGCAGAUGAUGUCGUGAUGCCAGCGACGACGGCCGCUGCCGCGCCGUGGAGCCUCUACCUGAGCGGAUCGCCGGAUGCCGAGGAGUCGACGCGGCACCGUACAGCGCUGCCUCGGCAGCCAACACGAGGGCAACAACACCUGCACAAGCAACCAGACUUGCCAGCGGACACGUCUCCCUAUCCAGUGGCACGACGCAUCCCAUUCGGAUUCGCUGCCGGCACUCUUGCAGGGGCCGCAUCUGCGCAGGCCGUAUCACCUUCGCCUGACGGGCGCCUGCGAAACUGUCAGACAAGGACGGCUUCACCCGCAGCGGGCGCCUCUGCCCCAGUCCCCGGAGCGCACCAUCACACCGAAGACGGCUACCAGCGCUCGAGGAGGCCGCCUUGUCACGCACCAGCCGUGGAGCAGCGCAACGUCACAGCUUCGGCGCACAGCAGCCCAAUUGUGGCCCGAUCGGCGGCCGCGUCUGUUGCGGCUCCGUUGGGACGCACGCCCACAACAUUUUCCCCCACCACUGCCUCUUCCUCCGCUCCUCGUGCAAGUUCGGUGGGCACGGCGCAGGGCCGACACCAAAGCAUUCCGUCGCCGGAACACCACGCCGUACUCCAUGCUGCGGGCGCUGGAUCGCAGGCCAGUGAACGAGCGCGCUCGACAUCGAGGCGCUUCCCGACAGCGGCGACGCAUGCCGACCAGAGUCACGAUGUGCUUGAUGUGCGCCAGAAGCGCCCGCCACACAUACUCGCUCAGCAGGAGCUCAUUCAGGAGGAGGCGUUCCGCCGUCGCUACAUCAGCAUGCAAGAGGAUCACCGCUUUGCGGUUGAGGUGGCGGAGCUCAACUACCAGCGUGCCGUGGAGUACGUUCAUCAAAUAUCAGCCGCCGGUGUGGUAGCGGCACCUGGUCGGCGAAGCGGCCACUGUGCUGCUCCCUUGACGACCGGUUGCGACGCAGAGCCGCUGGUGGGUCUCCAGCGGGUACGACGCGAUCAGACAGCCAUGACGGCUACGCUGAGCGCGCUUGCGGAGGAGCUGGCUGCACUGUCGCCGUAG
Molecule: messenger RNA, 4077 nt
Organism: Leishmania mexicana MHOM/GT/2001/U1103
Lineage: Eukaryota; Euglenozoa; Kinetoplastea; Trypanosomatida; Trypanosomatidae
Product: 5'a2rel-related protein
Exons: 1
Coding region: 1-4077 (1358 amino acids)
Source: RefSeq, a predicted model, not a curated record